AUGGCAGAUCGUACAGGCUUUGAUCCUCCCUCGAGGCAGAGCACUUCAUCUCCUAGUAAUAACAAUACUGCGAGUAUCAAUCAUCGUUCGAGCUUUGCGGAAAAUCUACGACAUUCACCACGAGCGCAAAGACAUCCAUCAUUUACACAAGCUGCCGUUCAAGAGCUACUCAAUCACCCUCCAGCUCCAAAAAAUGGAGACCCAAGAUUUGCAGGAAGGGACUGGAGACAAAUACAGGUUGGAGAACUUGUGCAAGAAACUGAUAUUCAUUGGUGUGAACUGGAUACAGAUGUAGAACAAGCGACAAAGGCACUGAUAGAAUCCGGUCCUCCCAAUGUGAUUCUCAUCCGCGAAACUCCAAAUGUUGCGACUGCUUGCGAUAGCUUCGACUAUAACGACCUCAAUGCAUAUCUACUGGUUGUCCUUGGAUUGGCAAAUCCCGAUGAAGAACAAAAAGAAACAUGGUCGCAAUUAGCAAGCAAAGCCCGAGAGCGCACACAAAUCCCACUACGAGAUGUAAUAACACUGGCCAAAAAGGAACCCCUCACAACACUUUCUCAAUCCGAAGAUCUCUCGAAGGCUGUAGAAAUAUUUGGCAGUGGUGUACAUCGAAUCCUUGUUUGCAAGCCGGGAACUACAAUAGUUGUGGGAAUCUUAAGUCAAUUGAAACUGGUUAAAUUCUUGUGGGACAACGGUAGCAGUUUUCCGGCUAUCGAUCAGUUGUAUCCAACUAUUCUACGGGACUUAAAUAUUGGGACACAGCAAGCUAUUGCAAUCAAUGGCGACAAACUUCUCACAGAUGCGCUUCAGCUCAUGAGCAACGAAGGAUUGACAAGUAUUGCAGUAGUUGACAACGCUGCAAAUGUUGUUGGCAAUAUUUCAGCAGCUGAUACUAAACUCCUUACACAUACAAGCAGUCUACCUCUCCUCCAAUCCUCCUGCAUACACUUCAUCUCUGUAAUCCUGAGCGAACGAGGUAUUGGCGACGGCAAAGACUCCUUUCCAGUCUUCCACGUCAACCCAUAUUCAACUCUCGCUCAUACAGUCGCAAAACUGGUCGCCACCAGAUCCCAUCGUAUGUGGGUCGUCGAAUCCGCAUCUCCAUCCCCAUCAGCUCCUGCAACCCCAUCCCUCGCACAUGCAUCUGUUGUUCAACAGCCAAGCGGCAGUGGCUCCGUACCACCUUCCCCCUCAUUCCCCGCCGUAUCCGCCGCGUCUCUACCUGGUGCACGUAUCUCCGGUCGUUUGACGGGCGUUAUUACGUUAUCCGAUAUCCUCAAUCUCUUUGCUCGCACAUCAGGUCUUAAUCCUAUGGAUCCAAACGAAACACGGGCGAGGAGAAGAAGGAGCUCAAGUGCUUCGUUAAGACCAAGCAUGGAUUCCUCAAGAGGGGAUUAUCUGGAUACAAUAAGGGGCGAGCGUGGAUCGAGCGUAGAUCUUAGGAGAUAA
Messenger RNA from Sclerotinia borealis F-4128, 1449 nucleotides. Lineage: Eukaryota; Fungi; Ascomycota; Leotiomycetes; Helotiales; Sclerotiniaceae. The record is from the annotation of a GenBank genome assembly.